AAAAAUUUCUACAAAAAUUUUUCAAAAACUUCUACAGUGCACUACAAUAAAGUUUUAGACAAACUCCUAAAAAACAGGUUCCAAACAGGCCUUUAGUAGUGUAGUACUCUUUUUAUCGAAACGGCAAGACUUUUGCUUAUUAACCUUAUCUCAGAAGACACCUCAAAAACCGGCAACUCUUGAGGAGCUCCCAGGGACUAAUAAAUCCAAACCCAACCCCCCCAGAAACCGAUGUGGGAUGGAAACCCCACAGGGGCAAGCCAGUAGGGCCGCCUGACUACCCAGUUCCUCUAGACCCCAGUAUAACUCCCCUGCGUGUCCCCAUCGUUUGUCUUUUUACCGAAACGGCAAGACUUUUGCUUAUUAACUUUAUCCCAAAAGACACCUCAAAAGCCGGCAACUCUUGAGGAGCUCCCAGGGACUAAUAAACCCAAACCCAACCCCCCCAGAAACCGAUGUGGGAUAGAAACCCUACAGGGGCAAUUAGUAGUGUAGUACUCGACCGACUAGUAGUUGUUCAGUUCCAACUUCAAUUUGAAAGUUGUGAGGGACACUUUGAAGGCGUGGGACUGCUACUCUUUGUGGAAUCCCCGCCUUUGGUAUUGGGACUAAUUAGGAUUAAAUUGGGUUGUUAAUCAUGGUUAACAAAUAGUUUCACAAAAUCUGGUCCUGUUUGAUACCUCUAUUUAAUGCUGAAGAUUAAUUUAGUCAUAACUUUUUGAAUUUAGUAUAUUUAGUGACAUAAAUGCAUCAUCACUUAAUAUACUAUUAACCACUACUUAAUUUGCGUAGACAACUUUUUGAAUUUGGUAUAUUUAGUGACAUAAAUGCUUCACAGUUUAAUAUAUUGAGCAUUACUUAAUUGGUGUACAAAAUUUUAAGUGAAAAAAAAAUUGCAUUGAAAUCUUCUUGAAUUGACUGCACACUCACAAAAUAUAUAUUUGUCCUCUUUUAAUUCGAUACUUAAACACAUCCUAAUCGACACACUCAUUCUCUUUUAAUUCGAUACACGCAUAUUCAAACACAUCUUAAUUAUUCAUUAUUUUCUUUUGCACAUGCGCACCCUUUUCUUUACUUGUUUCUCUUUCUCAAAAUACACAAACCUAAGCAAUUUAUUUUUCAAUUCAAUGCUAUAAUUCAAUUAGUUAUCAAACAGAUAUAUAAUUUUAUCAAUUCAGCAACUUUUUAGAUUUUAAACCACUAGCCCAAAAUCUGGUGGCCACUAUCAAAAUAUUAAAGUUUAGUGGGGUGGAAGACAACCUUAUCUCCCAUCAAUUGGCACGUUAAAAAGUGGUUUUGCUUAAAAAAAUUUAGGCGGAAGCAUAGUGCAUCCAUUUAAUUCGGUGAUAGUUUAAUCCCCUUCGGAUUAUACUUGGGUGUCUUUAUGUCCGUCAUUCCCUUUGGUAUAGGGUAUAUUAGGUUAUACACAGUCAUCGUCUCUGAUAAAAAAAAAAAAAAAAAAAAAAGCAACUGUUUAGAUUUUAGACUUUUGAGUUUACCAAAUCAAUAUCGGAAGGGAAGAGUUGGGAACGCCUAUCAUACGGUAACUGAAAAGGGUCAAGGUCAAGUCAAUGACCCGUUAUCGUAAAUGGGAGGAUAGGGAGCAUAUAUAUUCUGACAAACUGCGGUGCGGCCGGCGGGAGAAGAAUUCCCGACUUUGCUGUUCAGAGCGUAAUAACUCCAGUUGAAUUUUACUAGUACGAAAAGGGGAAAAAAAACUGAUCUUGGAGUUCUUAUAUCUGCAUAAAAGCUUCGUUUAUGACCUUUAACUCCUGCAAAAAUCGUUGGUGAAAUAUUUUAAUUAGGAGUUGUCUGGAAUUCUAUUUUGAGCUAGGCUUGGUGCAUUAGAUUUUGAAGCUUCCCAUUUAGGGUUUGUCACUGGGAAAUUCCGAAAGGCAGUAGUGUAUUUACUAGCAAAUGAGGAGCAGAAAUAAACCUAACAAAGCCUCCACGGUCGAACUCAGCACUUCUGAUCCUAAGCAACAACUCUGCUAUGAAGGAGAAAGUCUCCUUCGUCUCCUUGAGUUGAUUCGGAGGGAAAUAGAAUCUGCAAGAAAUUUGGAUAGAGCAUUGCCUGAAAAAGUUUGGCUCAAGCAACAAUUUUCCGUAGGGGUCAAUGAUGUCACGCGUGUGCUUGAACGAAUGCAAUCUCUUUCUUCAGUGAAAAGCUCCCCUCAGGAGCAGUCUCUUCACGGCAGCCACAAUAUGAAGAUGCCUUCGGUGCAACUCCAGGCCAUUCUUUUAGCAUCAGAUUGCAACCCACGGUGGCUGUCAAAGCAUUUGCCGAACUUGGCCCAUUCUAGAGGGGUACCAAUCCUGUUUGUCAGGGAUAAGAAAGGGGGAUCUUUAAGAUUAGGUGAACUGCUCAAGCUGAAAACUGCAAUUGCUAUUGGAAUUAAGGCUAGAGGCAAUGUCAUCAAUCAAUUUGUUGAGAAGCUCCUUGACAAUGAAAUCCAGGUGGCUGUAAGCACUUGAAUCGAUUGAUCUGCCUCAUGACUGGAAAUCAACCUUAUCAUCAAGAAUUAUGCUGGACGCACAACUAGCAUCCAUCCUUCCAUAGACUAACAAAUAGUUCGCUUGUAAAGUUUUGAUAGGUUCACCAAAUGAGUUGCAGCCCACGGGAAUGAGAAAUGAUGAUGUUAGGAAUUUUGCAGUUGGGAUCCUAAGUGCUACUAUUCCAUGUCAAAUACAGUGUUAAUCCCACCUAUCAUGUGAGGCCAGUGAGGGUAGAAAAAAUUUAAAUAAACAGCAUAUAACAAGUUAAAUAAACAGGACACUUAAUAUAAAUAUAAGUGGCACUAAGGAUUUUAUGUGGGAAUUUUGUAUGCCAUAAAUUUUGGUAGUAGUUUAUUCACGGUUUAGGUGUGAAACAGGUUUUGGUAACGUACCAAGUAAAUCUUGAAUUGGUGGCUUUAA
Molecule: messenger RNA, 2916 nt
Organism: Coffea arabica (coffee)
Lineage: Eukaryota; Viridiplantae; Streptophyta; Magnoliopsida; Gentianales; Rubiaceae
Source: RefSeq, a predicted model, not a curated record